This is a messenger RNA of Psylliodes chrysocephalus, 3484 nucleotides long. The record is from the annotation of a GenBank genome assembly. NCBI's taxonomy places the organism in Eukaryota, Metazoa, Arthropoda, Insecta, Coleoptera, Chrysomelidae.
GUUUGUCUAAAUAUAAAAAGCAGGAACUAUUAUAUAAACAAUCAGUAAGGUGUUUGUCUUCAUGCAAGUGUUUAACCUUUCUAUGUACACACUUUUUAAAAUUCAUGGACGCGAAAGUUAUGUGGGUGUCAUUCUUGUACGUUCAAAGCCAUCAGUUUAAUAUUAUACAUCAUUGUGUAACUACGCAUGAGGUCUUAUUUAUUAUUACUUCUCAAAUGAUUCAUAAAAAUAAUUUCGAGGUAUUCAUCGCGACAGGUAUAUCACAAUGUUAAUCAGAUAAAAACAAGAUAACAGAAAUCGGCUAUCAAAUGCAACGAAAAUAGGAACGAUAAUAUCCAGUUCUAUGUUGUUUUUAAUUCGAUACGAUGAAUUUUUCAGACGCCUUGUAUCUGAAAUCAACCAGAGAUGCAGACAAAAGUAGUAUUUUACAACCUAAAUUAAUUACCGAUGAUACAAAACCGACGCAAUGGCAAAAUUCACUAAGAAGAAACAGAAAAAACAACUUCAAUACCAGAUCUGUUUGGUACGAUGAUAGCGAUAAGAAAUUUCCAGCUGGUUUUGCUUUAAGAAAAGCUUCAAGUUUGGAUAGUUUAUUACAUAGUAAGAAACCAAACAGACUGAAAAUUACUAAAGACAUGAUAUCAGUUCCACUGUUUCCAAGGAAGAUCGCGAGCCAAUGGAACAGCCUUGCAGAUAAGGACUUUAAACCUCUUAUAGAAGAAUGUAAUGCAGAUAUAAGCGAUUUUGACGACAGUGAAAGUGAUAGUGAUAGUAAUUCAUCGAUUUCUCAGCUAGAUAGUGAAAUAAGUGAUGAAAAUACAACUUGCAAAGAUGAUCACCAUUUAGAUAUACCUCCAGAUAUACCAGAAUUUAAUCCGGAUACAAAGAGAAGUGAAACUGGUUCUAAAAUUAACUUAAAUUUUGUCACACAAAUCGUUUAUUCCACAGAGCAAUCUAAAGUUGCCAAAGAGAUGAUAUCAACACCAAUUCCUUCACGCAAGUAUGAAGACAAUUUGCCCAGCAUUGCAGAAAAAGUUGUACAAACUAAAUCAAAUGUUGAUACUGAGUAUCAGCACGAAAGUGAAACAAAAAUUACUUCAAAUGAAGAAAAUAUAGUUCAUGAUAAACAAAUUGUAGCUGAAAGUGUUAAUAAUGCAGACUCUUCAUUUGAUCGAUUGACAAUUGCUAAUGACAAAGAAAUUUUAGAAGAAAAUUGCAGAGAUGUUUUGAAAAUAACAGAUACUAGCGAUAAAAAAAGUGAUGACAACUGUAGUCAACAUCAGAUUGAAACAAAUAUCAAAGAAUGUGAAGAAAAAACGAGUGUAAACGAUGAUUCAAACAUCCAACAAACUGUUGACGAAGAUUUAAACAUCACCGAAGUUGUUAGACAAAAAGAUAGAAAUGAUUCAAAUGAUAAUGACAAAAGAAAAAAUAUAUUGCAUCAUGCUGAUAUUUAUCUAAUAAAAGAAUUUAAUGUUGAAGAUGAUAAUAAAUCAACCAAUGCUGUUCAAGAUAAAGAGCACGAAGGAGAUGGUCAACAAAAUCUGCAGCCAUCUCCGGAAUCAAAAGGGCCAUCUGCAGAUGAGAAUGGAAUGAAAACAAUAGACUCUGAUAAAAGUGAAAUAAAUACUAGUGAUAAAUCAUUAAAAGUGCAAUCGCGAAAGUUUGUGAAUAAUGAAAUGGAAGUUAAUGCAAAUCCAAAUAUGUCCGAAAAAAUUUUUUGGUUUCAACAUUUGAAUGAACCCGUGCCAAAAAUUGUGCCAGAAAAGAGUGUAGUGAAGAAUAAGAAGGUUAAAAAGAUUAAGAAAAAGGAUCAAAAGAAAGAAGGGGGUUCCAAUUUAAUGAGGAUGAAGUUUCUUUCUAAAUCGACGGAUGUGUUGUUCUCAAACGGCAAAGCUGAUCUCGAUAAUGAGGAAGUGCUAAGGACCCUACAAUCCAACAAAGAUGAACCGCUAUCUCGGAGUGUGGGGCCAUUUCCAAAAACAGAUGAUAAUAGAAUUCUUGGCGAAGUUGAACUUAGGCCACAUAGGAAUGACAGUAGGUUAAGACAAUCAAAGACUUUAGACUGUGAUCCACGGCGAUAUUACAGACGGGAAGAUUUCGAGGUAAGGGGCUGCAUCAAGAUUCAUUUGCCGGAUAAAGUUGAAAAGUUGAAGAAAAAUGAAUAUCUCCAAUUUCAAAGCAAUUCCAUAAUUAAAAGUGACGAGAUAAGUUGCAAAGUAUUAAAAUGUAACGUAAUUUUGAAAUCGGCCAGACUGAUAAACAAACGAGAAGUGGAACUGAAGGACAUCAGCAACCAAAAUUACCUGCUGGUUUUCGAUUCCUCCAAAGACGCCAAACUGUUCGUAGAAAGCGAAAAGGUCGGCGCCUAUCAGGACAACGAGAAGUCCACCAUAACCAAAACCCUUCUUCGACUCCUCGGCAAAAGAUCCAGCAGGGAGGUGUUGGAAAAGAAGGGAAUUUACCAGAACGAACCGAUUUUCGGCAACACCCUCACCAGCAUUUACAACACGGAAUGUGGUGUACCGAAAUUCAUUCUGAAAACCAUGGAACUGAUCGAGAGACCCGAUAAUAUUACGAGUUUAGGUUUAUACAGGACGUCUGGUAAUUUGGCGACGAUACAAAAAAUCCGUUUGGAAGUCGACAAAGGCAAUUUGGAUAUAUUGGACGUGUACGCCAAAGAUCCGGAUGUACUGACUGGUAGUUUGAAGUUGUUUUUUAGGGAGUUGAAGGAACCGUUGCUGUCUUGCAAAACUUGCGAUAAUUUAUUAGAAUAUACGAAAAAUGACAAAAAUUACUGCAAAAAGGACAGAGAGCACAUACGAACAAUACUGAAUCACAUACCGGAAUCGAACGCAGAAACGUUACUGGCGUUAAUAAGACAUUUAUUGGACGUGGUUAAGUAUAAAGACCAAAACAAAAUGGACACGUACAACUUGGCGGUGUGCUGGGGACCCACCAUAAUAUUCGCUAUAGAUAAUCUAAGUACAAAGGAUCUUGUCACUCAAAGCGCCGAAGCCACGAAAGUGUUCGACGCUUUGUUGAAUUUCUACAUCAACAAUCCCGAGGAAUUGGAUUUUCGAAAGAAGAAACCCGAUUAUUUCGAUUCUAAUCGGAACAUGAUCCAUCGACAGGACUCCAAAGACAGCAUUCACAGCUCCGAUAGCGGCACUUCUUCGAAUAAGAAUAAAAGUUCAAGCAAUCUGAGCCUCGAUGCGAUAGACGAAGUCCUCAAAAAAUCCGUAGAUUUGAUCGAGAGCCAUUUGAACAGCGAAGGUUUGUACAGAAAGUCUGGUUCCACCGAAAAAGCGAAUAAGAUUCUCAGAAAAAUGGCCAAAAGAAAAUUAUCGGACUUGGACAAGUACAGAAAUGACGUAUACGAUUUGACUGACGCUUUCAAGAGAUAUAUAAAGGAAGGUUGUGAUUCUUUGGUAACCAAAGAAAUUGUAGAACAUGUAAAUAAAAUAUGUGGUGAGUAAUUUUA